This is a messenger RNA of Pieris macdunnoughi, 564 nucleotides long. NCBI's taxonomy places the organism in Eukaryota, Metazoa, Arthropoda, Insecta, Lepidoptera, Pieridae. The record is from the annotation of a GenBank genome assembly.
AUGGCGGUAAAGCCUACAACGUGUAAGGAAGCCAUUGCUCGAUGGGAGAAGAAAACUGGUGAAAAUGCGACUGAAGCGAAAGUGAUAGAGUUGCAGUUCCAAUGGCCACCUAUUGAGAAAAUGGAUGGUGCUCUAUCAACCCUUGUAGCUUGCGAAAAGUUAAGUCUCUCAUCCAACAUGAUCGAUAAAAUAGUCGGGAUCGCUGGAAUGAGAAGCUUAAAGAUUCUAUCCUUGGGCAGGAACUACAUUAAAUCCUUGGCGGGAAUCGAAACUGUUUCUGAAACUCUUGAAGAAUUAUGGAUAAGUUAUAACCAGAUAGAUAAGCUUAAAGGUAUCGGAGUUAUGAAGGUUUUGAGAGUGCUAUAUAUGUCCAAUAACGUGGUGAAGGAGUGGGCUGAAUUUAAUAGAUUACAGGAAUGCCCAUCUCUAAGAGACGUGAUGUUCAUCGGAAACCCGAUAUGUGACAACCAACCGGACGUGGAAACGUGGCGCACUCAGGCCUCCAAUCGUCUUCAACAAAUUACAAAACUCGAUGGAAUUCCUAUACUUAGAGAUACUGAUUAG